AAUGUAACCGCUCGCUGAGCGUUGUGUGGAGAAGCCGCGCACGCGCAGUGUUUUCAGCAGGUCGGCCGCCUGGCCCCGGGGAGAGCGUCGGCUCCAUGGGAGGAUGAAGGAGAUGGUUGGAGGCUGCUGCGUGUGCUCGGAUGAGAGGGGCUGGGCCGAAAACCCUCUGGUCUAUUGUGACGGCCACGGGUGCAAUGUGGCCGUGCACCAAGCAUGUUAUGGGAUUGUGCAGGUGCCCACAGGACCAUGGUUCUGCCGAAAAUGUGAAUCACAAGAACGAGCUGCCAGAGUGAGAUGUGAUCUUUGCCCACAUAAAGAGGGGGCGCUUAAGAGAACGGACAAUGGAGGUUGGGCACAUGUGGUAUGUGCCCUGUACAUCCCAGAGGUUCAGUUUGCCAAUGUUUUGACAAUGGAGCCUAUUGUCCUGCAAUAUGUGCCCCAUGAUCGAUUUAAUAAGACAUGCUACAUAUGUGAAGAACAGGGACGAGAGAGCAGGGCCGCUUCUGGGGCCUGUAUGACCUGUAAUCGGCAUGGUUGUCGGCAAGCAUUUCACGUGACAUGUGCUCAGAUGGCUGGUCUUCUAUGUGAAGAGGAGGCUCAGGAGGUUGACAAUGUCAAGUACAUUGGAUACUGCAAAUAUCAUUUCAACAAGAUGGCGAGAGAUCCACAGAAAGUCUCCCGACUCCCUUGUCCCAUCAUCCCUGGCCGCUGCAGUCGGUCAGCUUCCCCUUCUGUGGAAAAACCCCUCUUUUACAAAGAGAGGCAGAAAAAGAGUCAUAAGGACAGGGAGCGAGUUCGACAUAGGAAGCACCGUGAUUCACCAGGGCACAUACCUGUCCCACCCCUACUACCCAUCUCUGUGGAGAAGCAUGAAAGUAGCGCUGACAGUUCCGAAGUCACGAGGUCAGAGUUAAAAGGCAAGAAACCAUAUGGACACAGGAGUCGCAAAACCGGAAGUGGAAAAAAUGCCUCAGGAGCCAGUGGUGCAUCUUCUACAGGUAGUGUUUCCUCUCCUCCUGAUUUGGUCACUUUCCCCAAGUUGGAAGAACAGGAGGAGGAAGAGGAGGAGGAUGAAGAAGCGGAUGAUGAAGACACAGGGAGAUCCUCCAGGCCAACACCAUCAUCUCCUCCAGAACUCACCUUCUCCAGCUUUGGUUCUAUCAUGCGCUUCUCUAGUGAAUCCUUAACACAUGCCCGACCAUGGGACCCUUCCUCUGGGGAAGCUAGACAACAGAAGUGGAGCAGAGAUGGUACUGAGCCCCCACGAGAAAAGAAACAUAAAGGCAGCCAGAAAAGCAGGCAUGGUCCUGGAAGACCCCGGGGGAGUAAGAACAACCCACCACAUAGCAUGUCCUCCUCCACGUUGCCUCUUCCUCCACGGCAUUACACACAACAAUCUACACUUCAUAGUGUCAGCAUGGAGUCAUCCCUGCUAUCCUCAGGUAUCUAUACCAGUAAUAAGGACCCGAUCUCUGUAAGGACGGCGUGCAGCACCCCACUCCCUUCCAGUAUCAUGUCUCAUCAGACCUCCCUUCCUCCAUACAGCAGAGCUUGCUCCAUAACCCCUUCUUCCACGGCCUCUACCACACAGGUUUUCUCAUUGCCUGGCUCCACAUUUAGUAUCCCUUCAUCUCACAUUUUUGGAAGUCCUCUAUCAAUGCCCACACUCCUGAGCCAAGCUGAAAGCAAUAGGACAGAGCCUGAAAUAGAAGAUUGCAGCUUUGUAUGUAGUGGAAAUUCUCCAAGAGAAAGUCUUUCCUCCAUGUCACCCAUCAGUAGUCUCCCUCCUCUGUUUGAUUCAAGUGGCCCGUCCAGUAGCGACAAUGUACCACAGAUCACAGCCAACCUUGAACAGCUGCUGGAGAAACAUGGAGAGGCAGGGAUUAACAUUGUGGACAUGCUUCAAGCUCUGCACUCUCUGCAGAAAGAGAAUCGUUCCCUUCAGGAUCAGAUUCUGACUCUCACUGCUCGUAAAGAAAAGUUACAACUACUCAAUGUCCAGCUGGCUUGUCCCUUUCCUCCGAGUUUACCACCAACCAGUAUCUCUAAUUUGAGUUCCCAGGACUCCUUCAGCAAUAAGAGUCCAACAUCAAAGAGCAGCUUUCGAACAGAAAACUCUCCUUCUGAGGAUCCACACUCUGGCUGCCCAAGCAGAAGCAGUUCCUGUUUGUCAUUGCAUAGUACUCCACCCCCAUGCCCUCUGUCUCAAACAGCACCAUCACUUCCUGCCGUGGGAGCAGAGCAGCUAAUGAAUGGGCUAAUACGAGCUGCAGGCCCUGGAGGCCCCUCUACACUAGCAACUCUUCCUCUUCUUGGAGCUCUCUCUGGAAAUCCUGGAGUGCUCUCGCUAAACAGCAUAUUGGGAACUAUCAAUGGAAAUCUUCAGAGCACUCUAGGACAGGCCCAGAAUCCUCUAUGCAGCGGGACUGCCAGCUCACAUAUACCAGCCAGCCUGUCCUCUUUGAGCACACUGUCAGAGCAGCAGAUGCAGCUAGCACAGCAGUUACAACAGAUCACCACCGCUCAUCUCACUGUGGAUCAGCAAAAUGUCUUGUAUCAAAUUGUCCAACACCUCCAGCAGCGGCGGGACCUUCAGCGCCUGAUAACGCCAGCUGCACCACCUUUGCUUCCUGUGACAACAUGUAGCACUAUGGCAUCUUCCCCUGCCCCACCCAUCCUUACUGCACAAGCACCUCCUUUUCUAGGAUCUCAAGGCGAGGUAAGGGUUUCGAAAAUUGUAGUGUCACUGAUGAAAAAUUAUUUGUUAGGGGAUCUGAAAGCAUUUUUAACAAUCAUUUUCUCAACAUGAUUGUGUGUUUUAUCUACUGCUGCACUGUAGACUAGCACCUAGUACAUGGGCAUUUGCAAUACAGAGUGAUGAUUUGCAGUAAACCAUGGUAACCAAUCAAAUGUUUUUUUUACAAUCAUAAUUAAACCAAAAAAUUAGAAAACAUCUACAAUUUUGAGUUCCUAAAACAGCAAUAGAGGGUAAAUCUUCUAAUAGAGACACUGGUUGUCAUUUCACUUUCUGUUGUCUCUACAGAACAGGAAGUAGAAGAGGAACAUUUUUCCAAUGCUACAGUGAUGGAAGAAAAAUAAUAAUUUUAAAAUAAACUAUCUUAUAUUUUUAAACACUCUCAUGACAAACAAUUGUCAAAGCACUAUGGGUUAAGCAAAAUAGACAGCACUACUAAAGAAGCUUCCUCUGGAGCUCCAUUAGGGCCUCUGUCGACAGGCUUUUAACUUGUGUCAAUGGCAUCAGUUUGACAUGCUUCUAAGAUUAUUCAGAAUUCUUUGACAGGUGCUUUGACGGUUUACCACUUUCUGACCUGCAUGUGACCUGCUUCAAGCGGGUUAUACAUUCCUGUAGACCUGCGAAUCCCAUUUGAAGCAAACAUAAGUCCAUCAGCACAGACGCUUAGUGAAAAUGUUUGUACUGGGGGUUAAGGGUUAUUUUUGUAGUUGGAUAAUGUGUUUUCUACCUUAACCGAUUGCUGACCAGCCGCCGCAGUUAUAC
Rana temporaria (common frog) is the source of this 3517-nucleotide messenger RNA. RefSeq names its product MLLT6, PHD finger containing (gene MLLT6). Gene Ontology annotation, cellular component: nucleus. Gene Ontology annotation, biological process: regulation of transcription by RNA polymerase II. Bases 104 to 2809 code for a protein of 901 amino acids. The transcript has 19 exons. The record is from RefSeq and is a predicted model, not a curated record. NCBI's taxonomy places the organism in Eukaryota, Metazoa, Chordata, Amphibia, Anura, Ranidae. Gene Ontology annotation, molecular function: histone binding; nucleosome binding.